UUGCCACACGAUUGCUCCUUGUGCCAAGCCCUGUUGAGAGACCUCAGGACCGCUACGUCCAACAUCCACCGCGAUUUCCACUGGGAAAAGCCCAGUCGCGCCUCGCCGCUGACACCUGGAGCCCGUCUGUAGACGCGAGAUCCGGAUCACUCCGUUGGCCGCUUUUAUACCUGUCGACGGACCGAGUCCUUCGAAGAGGAGCUCGGUUCACGAUAAGACAUUUUAGACAGCUUCAGGCUGUUCUCACAGCUCUGACUCGCUCUGCCAACCUCCUUCCCCUGUUAUCCAUGGCUGGGAGCGCAUCGAGGAACCCUUCAUCUGAUCUCGAAUCGGUCGUAGGGAAAUGGACAGGUCCCAGCGUCUUCACCGACAUCAUACCCUCUUCAUCUUCUGCUAGCUCAUCAACAUCUGUCCUAUGCGACUCUACGAACAUUCCCGAACCCAACAAUCGUCAGGCUGCGGAUCCUGCUUCAUUCACUACGCCGGAUCGCGCCGCAGCAUCAGGAUCUGUCAACUCGCCCAUCUCGAUCAAAUCAACUCCUUCACCUCUGACUCGACCUCGGGGUAAACCCGACUAUGCGAGUCCGAUCGCCAAAGCGGCCUAUGACGUCCCUCGACCCACUCGACCCAUUUUACAGAGUUCCAAACCCUCUCCUCCUCGAUUCACAAUGACAAAAUCAACCGUCAAACCUAUCCACCCGUUCUUCGGAACGGCUUACCGUCGAGCCAAGUCUGCUGUGCCGAUACCUCGAGCUCCACCUACCAAUAGACCUCGACUCGUCGCUCAUUUCUCCUCCACUUCCGCUUCGGCUUCUGGUUCUGGACUCAGCUCUCAGUCUACCCAAGCUUCCCAGCCUCGACCUCAGACGUCGAGCAUCAAAGGAAAAGGCAGAGCAUAUGAUCCCAAUGUCUGGGUCGUCGAUGGGGUCGAGAUCGAGCUCACGAGCCUUAUCAUUGGCUCUGAUCGCGGAUCGGGGAAGGAAGAGAGCGAUGAUGAAGAGAUUUACGAAGAGCGAGUGACGGAAAGUGAGAUCAGAAACCUGAGCGAGAUGUUGGCAGAGAUGGAGCUGCCAGCGAGUGCCCCCGUUAUUAAGGCCAACCCAGUCAUUCCGAUACCCAGGACGCUCCAUGCUCGGCGAAUCACACGCAAGUCGAAACCAAAGGUGGUGGUGCCAACCGGUUUGCCACUAUAUGAUCACACGACAUUCACGCCGAGGCCCAAGGUGGCUUAUACCUCCGAUGUAAACGAAGCGAACGACUUGUUGUCUUGUCUCAAGGGAGAUGUCCUCGGUUUCGACAUGGAAUGGCCGACUGCCGGUCAGAGGGCUCCUAAUGGAACGGUCCUCGGGAGAUUCUGGGACGAUGAGGAGAAGAAAUACCGUUUCACUGUGCCUCGCACUGCUUUACUGCAAUUUUGUGACGACGAGUUGAUCGUCAUGGUGCAUAUAUGGCACAUGGAUAGGAUACCCGAAAAGGUGGUUGAGAUCCUGCAAGAUCCCAAAAUCUUCAAGACUGGCGUUGCGAUCAGGAACGAUGGCAACAAGCUACUGCGAGACUACCCCGAAGCAUUCCCUCAAGGCAUAGCAUCGCUUCUCGAGCUCUCGCUCCUUGCCCGUCGUGCAGAUCCUCUCAACACUGGUCCCGGGAGGACGCUGAUCGGCUUGGCCAAGCUCGUCGCUUCGUACUUGCACAGACACCUGGACAAGGAUCAAGAUGUCCGUGGGAGUAAUUGGAUGCUCCCAUUGACUCGAGAGCGAGCGACAUACGCUGCGAACGAUGUUCAUGCCGGAAUGCACCUAUACCACGCCUUUAGGAGGCUGGCGAAACAGAACGAUGUUCCGGUAGAUCUGGAUUACAUUGCCACGCAUCUGCCUGGACGAGCAGGGGCUGCGCCCAAGGCAAAGACUGUGACGGGGGGAAAAUCGUCAAAGCCUAGGGAUCCAUCGACUCCCUCCCCCGCCAAGAUGAAAGCAGUCGAGAUGUACAAGACGGGGUUGAGCACGACGCUGGUGGCACAGAAGAGAGGCGUGCAAACAGAGACCAUUCAGUGAGCGGCAGUCGCGUGUAUAAUUGACACUGCGGUACAGAGGGUAUAUCUUGGACGCGUUGACAACUUUGCCAAAGGACACGCUGGACUUGAGAGAGAAAAAGAGGCUUGUGAGCGAGGUGAUGGGAUUCGAGUAUGUCAUUCGCCGUCAUCGAAAGAUGUGGACAGAGUUGCUGGACGAGGUGGAGCCAAAGGCAGAGGGAUGAGCACAAAGCGGAUAUCGUUAUUACCAUCUGGGGAUCCUGUAUUAUGCUUCGCUGCGGACCAUACAAUGGGACAUGAUCCCCAUGCGUCAUCGCUGCUUUCACCAUGCAAUGGUUGCCCACAUCGAUCUUGAAUGGUACAGAACCGAGGUACACGCCACUACGCAUGGUCUGCAGGCUGUGUUGAAUGUGGACCAAGAUCGACUAUAGACUGACAGAAAUAUCAGCCCUCGCGGUCCUUUGCCGAAAUCCCAAAGCAUUUAAAUACC
This is a messenger RNA of Kockovaella imperatae, 2519 nucleotides long. RefSeq names its product ribonuclease H-like domain-containing protein. The record is from RefSeq and is a predicted model, not a curated record. Gene Ontology annotation, biological process: nucleobase-containing compound metabolic process. The coding region runs from base 288 to 2051 and encodes 587 amino acids. Lineage: Eukaryota; Fungi; Basidiomycota; Tremellomycetes; Tremellales; Cuniculitremaceae. Gene Ontology annotation, molecular function: nucleic acid binding; 3'-5' exonuclease activity. Gene Ontology annotation, cellular component: cytoplasm; nucleus. The transcript has 4 exons.